Nilaparvata lugens (brown planthopper) is the source of this 3176-nucleotide messenger RNA. Its product is annotated as probable ATP-dependent RNA helicase DDX10. Bases 103 to 2232 code for a protein of 709 amino acids. NCBI's taxonomy places the organism in Eukaryota, Metazoa, Arthropoda, Insecta, Hemiptera, Delphacidae. The record is from RefSeq and is a predicted model, not a curated record. Gene Ontology annotation, cellular component: nucleus. Gene Ontology annotation, biological process: rRNA processing. The transcript is spliced from 12 exons. Gene Ontology annotation, molecular function: nucleic acid binding; RNA helicase activity; ATP binding.
UUCACAGUUGGCAUUCGUGUUUGUCAAGCCAUGUGGUGAAUUUGCUGUAAAUAUUUUUAGGUUAUAUUUGUCAAAACAUCUUCAAUUUUUUCAUGAACAAUAAUGAAGAAUUCAGGUAAUAAAAAUAUCAAGCUAGGCAAGAAAAAAGUGAAAAUCUUUAAAAAGAAGAAGAAAGAAAGUAUUGACGAAAUAAUACAACGGUUAAAUUCAUCCUACAAUGACAUUGUUCCAGAAAAUAUCAGCAGCUUCAAUGACUUUCCACUGUCAUUCAAUACCCAGAAAGGAUUGAGGGAGAAUGACUACACAACUCCAACCGAAAUUCAGAAACAAUCGAUUGGAUACGCCCUUCAAGGAAAUGAUAUUUUGGGUGCUGCCAAGACUGGAAGUGGAAAAACACUAGCUUUCCUCAUACCUGUGUUGGAAGUGCUAUUUUGCAAGAAAUGGACUACCCUUGAUGGCUUAGGUGCUUUAAUAAUAACGCCUACAAGAGAAUUGGCCUAUCAAAUUUUUGAGACGCUUCGCAAAGUAGGCCGCUAUCAUGACUUCUCAGCUGGACUCAUCAUAGGAGGAAAAGAUCUCCACUUUGAAAAGAAGCGAAUGGACCAAUGUAACAUAGUAAUCUGCACUCCUGGACGACUUCUACAUCACAUGGAUGAGAAUCCGUUGUUUGAUUGUGUAAAUCUUCAAAUUCUUGUACUGGAUGAAGCCGACAAUUGUCUCAAUAUGGGAUUCGAAGAGACUAUGAACAGUAUUAUAGCGAAUCUACCACCAAAUCGUCAAACGCUGUUGUUUUCUGCUACUCAAACUAAGUCAAUCAGAGACUUGGCUCGCCUGAGUCUUACCAACCCGAAAUACUUGUCGGUGCAUGAGAAUGCGGCUCACAGCACUCCUGAAGAACUCACUCAAAGCUAUGUGGUCUGUGAAAUCGAAGACAAAAUCUCGAAUCUGUGGUCAUUCAUCAAAUCGCAUGUCAAACAUAAAAUACUAGUCUUCUUCUCUACUUGUAAACAGGUGAAAUACACAUUCGAAAUGUUUUGCCAGCUAAGGCCUGGCAUCGCCCUCCUACAGCUGCAUGGUGGAAUGCAUCAGGAAAAGCGCAUGGCUAUGUACAGGUCGUUCUGCAGUAAAAAGUAUGCUGUGUUGUUUGCCACUGAUAUUGCUGCUAGAGGACUAGAUUUUCCUGAAGUGAACUGGGUUAUCCAGGCGGAUUGUCCUGAGGAUGCGACGACGUACAUCCACAGAGUGGGCCGAACGGCACGCUAUUUCAAAGGAGGCGAAGCUGUCAUUCUACUGCUGCCUUCCGAAAAAGAUGCAAUGCUGCAACAUCUAGCUGAGAAGAAGGUUCCCCUACAGGAGAUCAAGAUAAAUCCUUUGAAGCUGCAGAAUCCAAGAGUGAAAUUCGAAGCUAUCCUGGCGAAGAAACCGGAAUUGAAGGCCUCAGCGCAAAGGGCUUUCGUUACUUACCUGAAAUCUGUUUUUCUCAUGAAAGACAAGAAGGUGUUCGAUAUCCACAAGUUGAAUACGGAUCUUUAUGCCAGAUCUUUAGGACUUGUAGUUUCACCACGUAUCCGUUUCCUGACAAAGAAAGAAAAAUUAAAGAAAAAUGACAAGAAGAGUUUGAACGGUGUGGAUAAUGAUGGCUCGAAUCUGUUAGACUCGAUUAAGAAGGAGGAAGAUAGCGAAAAUAGCUCGGAUGGUGAAUCGAAUGAAGAGAAGCCAAAGUUAGAUGGAGAUGGUAAACUGAAACGGUCUAGUUUCCAAACGUUUAAUUUUGAAGGAGGUGACAGUGAAGACGAUGACGACGAUAUACUGAAAAUAAAGCGUGAAGAUCACGAUCUAGAAGGCAGUGACGAGGGAGAGCCUCUCGAAAUCGGUCCUGGACGGCGCCAGAAGAAGCCGGUCACAAAAGCAGCACUGGCUAAGAAGGCACUCAAAAAGAACAUUGUUCCCAACAAAAAGACUAUUUUCACUGAAGAUGGAGAGGUAAAUCAGACAAUAAAAACAUUGACAGUGACGAGGAGAGUGAAGCCGAAUCGAUGGGAGAGGGAGAAGAAGACGAAUUUAGUGGUAGUGACGAAGGGGACCAAUCAGGUGACAGCUACGAUCAUGAUCGACCUGAUUUUGAUGGAGAACAGAGUGAAGAUGAUGAUGAUGACGAUGAUCAGUCAGACGAAGAUGAUAGAGAUCGAAGGAAAUUCGAUUCCAGGAAUUCGUACACAAGGAAAGGCGUGAAAAGAAAGAAGCAAGAUGAUGAUGAUGAUGAUGACGAUAAUUAUCCUGGUACAUCAUUGAUGGCUGAUGAAGAAUUGGCUCUACAGCUUCUCAAGAAAAAGCGAUAGUUCUAGAAAACUAAUCAAUAAAACUAUUUAUUAAUUUAGUUCCAAUUUACUUGAUGAAUAAUUCAUUGCUUGAGCAUGUAUCCUUUAAAAUCACUAUUGGCAGCCACUGGAAUCGCUAUAAAAACUUGGAAGUCGGUGUUUGUUCAAUGUUUGAAUCUCCUAAAAAUGUUAAGGUUUUGUAAUUUGCCAUCUACCCUAACAAUAGAUUCAAGCAAGUAAAAGUGCAAUGACCAUACAUUAUUUAAUUUUCAAAUUACAUUAUUCAUAAUGAAAAGGCUUCUAUAUGAUAUAAUGUUAUAUUCAUACAGCGUAAAAUAUGUAUGGUGUAAUAGCAAUGAACUGAGGCUCAAUGCAUUACUACAUUAUAAGAAAAUGAUUCAGAUUCUAUUUUAAUAUUCAUAAUUAUAUUUAUGUAUUUAUUGAUGAUUUAUUUUCAAAUUAAUCAACUAUUCCAUAUGCCGAAAAAAAACAAUUUUACAGAAGCAACAAAUAGCAUGUCAAGCAAUUUCAUUUCUAUAGUAAAUGAAUAAAGAGGUUGAAGUCAACCAACUAAACAAUAAUUUAUUAUCAGCUCUUGGCUUGACUUCCUAUUGAAUUUGACUGCAAAGGAAGUUGGUGGACCAGAGAAAAUGAAUCAUUAUGAAUCACAAUCUUUUUUAUAUAACUGGUGUGGCUUGGUGUGAUAACGAAAUAGAAAUGAGCUUCCUUCCACAAAUAAUGGAUUGUGGUAUAUCUGUCAAUGCUAUAGGGCUAUAGGUCAGUCACUCAUUUGAAUUUGUAACGUUUUUUUUGUCAAUGAUAAUCUAAUUAAUUGCAACAAUAAAUCAUUACGAAUUA